Molecule: messenger RNA, 843 nt
Organism: Aedes albopictus (Asian tiger mosquito)
Lineage: Eukaryota; Metazoa; Arthropoda; Insecta; Diptera; Culicidae
Gene: Obp69a
Product: general odorant-binding protein 83a
Exons: 3
Coding region: 112-591 (159 amino acids)
Biological process (GO): sensory perception of smell
Molecular function (GO): odorant binding
Source: RefSeq, a predicted model, not a curated record
GGGAAUAUAGUCAUUAGGUUGCACUUGUUGAACGAGUAGACGGUGAAGUUGGGAAGCAUCCUCGUACGAGAUUUGCAUUCAUUUUACGUUCGAGAGAUAGCAGCUGCCAGUAUGGUGGGUCAACUUAUGCUGGCAGUUUCGCUCGCCGUUCUUCUUGGGCACGUGGUGGAUGUUUCUGUGGCCGCUCAAAUCAAGGACUCAAACUUGGAGCUACCGGAGUACUACAAACGGCCGGCCAAAAUUCUGCACAACAUCUGCCUGGCGGAGUCCGGUGCCAUGGAGAGCAAGCUGAAACAGUGCAUGGAUGGGGUGCUUCAUGACGACCGGGAAGUCAAGUGCUACAUUCACUGUCUGUUCGAUAAGGUGGACGUCAUCGACGAAGCCACCGGACAGAUCCUGCUGGACCGACUGGCGCCGCUGGCACCGGACAAUGACGUGAAGGAUGUGUUCAACCAUUUGACGAGGGAGUGCGGUCACAUCAAAUUGCAAGACUCCUGCGACACGGCCUACGAAGUGGCCAAGUGCUACUUUGCGGCACACGAUCAGGUCGUCAAAUUCUGCCACCUGCUGAUGGCUGAUGUUACUGGUUAAGACGGCAUAGUCUUACGCAGGAAUAUUACCAUGUGACCUCCGAAGCAACGUACGAAAGGCUUAUCCCUCCGGUUUAUAUGUACAAGCAACUGUAAAUAGCAGUUGCUUGUAGCACUGCAAUACUGAUCGAAACCAUGUAGACUACGUAGAUAAAGGCAUCAUGAGCAUACGUAUGGGACCACCUCGCAGCUAGUAGGAAAAUUGUUAAAAAUGAGUAUUUUUUUUACAUAAUAAACGAUUUAAGUGAAUUAA